GAUCGUUAUGAGCAGGACGAUGAAGUACUCGGGGAUGAUGAUUUUGAAGAUGAGGAGGAAGAGGGGGACAACUGCGAUAGUUACUAUAGUGAUGCUGCUGAAGAUGGAGACGAAAAUUCCCUUGAAGUUGAGACGCCUGCAGCAGUCAGUGACGACUCAAAUGUGGGUCUUGUCUAUCGAGAGUCAGGCGAUGGUCAAGAGGCUUGCGACCACAUGCCACCACGUGCGACUGUUAUCGUCGCCAAGAGAGAGGCAACAGGAAUUCCGGACGAAGACGAAGAGGAGGCUGACGAGCUAGGCCGAAAACUAGAUGCUGAUGAGGACGUGAAGAAUCCUGCCUAUGUUCCACGUACUGGCAGAUAUUACAUGCAUGACCAGCGUUUUGAUGCUGAAGAUGAUGAGAACGGUGAUGGGGAGGGAGAAAUAAAAGAAGAUGGCGACACUGCUCAAGAAGAUACUUCAAGCAAGCAGAAUAAAAGAAGGGAGCGGCGCACUGGGCCUGCAGCUGAGCGAUGGUCACAUGAUCUGUUCAACGAACGCGCGCAGGCUCCAAGAUCACUUCAAGAACUGAUUCGUCGCUAUGGGAAAAACAUCCUGCCACCGGAAUUGUUGACUUCUCCUUCGGGACCUAACCGUGAAAGUUCUAGUGUUACCAGACGAUCGACAAGAGCUCAUGUUGUUCGAGGGGGCCGGCGUGGACAUACCUCAUUGUUCCCACACGAUUCAAAAAUGCGACGGCUGAACACUGGAAAUUUAUCUAAACGUGGCGAAGAAAUGCAGAGAAAGGUAGAUAUAGAAGAAACUGAACAAAAUGAUACGGUCCCAUGCAUUGAUAAUACUAAUGCUGAGGAUGUUCGUGUUUCUUCACCUUCUCCUAAUGUGGAUUCGUGUUCAUUAAAUCCUAUUAUUGCAGAUUCUGUCACUUCCUGUGAAGAUAGCAGUUCUCUUGUCCCUACCGCUGACUCCUCUAUUCCUCAGAUUUCUCCAUCCAUCUCUAAGGUUGCCUUGAAAUCAGAAAAUCAGGUUGGGUCAUGUCUGGCUAAGCAUCGAACUUCCAGGCGACGACCAAUUGAUGAGAAGAUCCUUCCUCCAUCUCGGCACAGUGGCUUCUAUACUCGGCAGCGUUUCUCGGGCCGGCCUAGGGCCGUGUUGGAUUCAGACUCACAGCAAAGACAAUCUCGCCCGUGUAUUGUGGAUGCUAGACAAAUCCUUUCUGUAAGAAUUUUCGCUUAUUUUACUCCCCUUCUAUCACAUUAUCUAUGCUUUUCAAGAAAGAUCCUUCAUUUGCUUAAAAAAACAAUAAAUAGCUAG
Protopolystoma xenopodis is the source of this 1311-nucleotide messenger RNA. The record is from the annotation of a GenBank genome assembly. NCBI's taxonomy places the organism in Eukaryota, Metazoa, Platyhelminthes, Monogenea, Polystomatidea, Polystomatidae.